Eremothecium sinecaudum is the source of this 552-nucleotide messenger RNA. It is a transcript of the gene UGX2, whose product is annotated as Ugx2p. The record is from RefSeq and is a predicted model, not a curated record. The coding region runs from base 1 to 552 and encodes 183 amino acids. NCBI's taxonomy places the organism in Eukaryota, Fungi, Ascomycota, Saccharomycetes, Saccharomycetales, Saccharomycetaceae. The transcript has a single exon.
AUGUCUAACAGUUUAUUGUUGUCUGAAUGCAUGCUGCAAAGCGAGAAAUCUGUUGCAUAUUCCACAUCAUUUUCAUCUGAACUCUACGCUCAUAGCAACGUGUGCCAAUUUACGAUUUCUACGUCUGAAUCACAGGGUUUCUCGUGGAAUCAAGAUAUAUUUGCAAGUCAAUACCAGCAGUUAUGCAAAGUUAUCUACGACGGACAUGUGGAUUCAGUGGACACACUUAUUCAGAAAAUCACUCCGCCUUCGUACCAAGAUGAAAAUAUCUGUCGUGAUGUAUUCCAUGAUGAUGAAAUGGAGCAAGAGGGUGAUUACUCUGAUGGAAACGUGGAUUCAGACCGGUAUGCGACUCGCUCGACAGAUAUCAACGAGUGGAGAAACAGGUUAACUCGGGAGUUAAGCAAACCACGUAGAAAGUCAGAAAGGAGCAUUUCAUUUGUAUCUGAUUCAAAAAAUGGGACAUACCGCGUUGCAGACGUUAUCGAAAUAGAUGUUAACUCUGCGACACCAGAAAACGUUCGUCUUCGUGCCUUAGUAGACGAUUUGUGA